GUUCAACCUCAUAUACGUUUCUUAUCUGCAUAAGGAUUUUACAUUAAUUUUCCUUUAGGUUUGCUGCGGCCUUUAGAGAUUUAAAAGUGUGGGUUAUGAAUGUGGUUCCAAUAGACUCUGCUGAUACGCUUCCAAUAAUCUAUGAACGGGGCUUGUUCGGGAUAUAUCAUGACUGGUGUGAAUCAUUCAGUACAUACCCCAGAUCUUAUGAUCUUCUCCAUGCCGACCAUCUAUUCUCUAGCAUCAAAAAGAGGUGCAAUUUAGUUACAUUAUUUGCAGAAGGUGAUAGAAUUCUCAGGCCAGAGGGAAAGUUGAUUGUACGGAACAACGCUGAAACCAUAAAGGAGGUGGAGGGAAUGGCUAAAUCUCUAAAGUGGGAGGUCCGGACAACAUAUUUAGAAGACAAUGAAGGAUUCAUUUGCUUUCACAAGACAUAUUGGCGUCCAAAUGCGACUGAAACAAUAAAAGCAGCCAUUGUUUGAAUCAGAAUAGCAGUACUAGAAGAAGUUCUAGCCGUAUUGGUGACAAAAACUUGAUAGGUAUUCUUUUAUAUCUCAGGCAUUAAAAUUUUUAGAUUAGUUUUAAAGUGUAACAUUUUAUUGGUUGAUUAUUAUUUGGAUCCCCAUUACAAAGAUUAUUAUCUUUGUAUACUUUGAUUGUAAAAUCAAAUUAUCAUUAUGGAAUGAAAAUUGAAGGCAUUC
Molecule: messenger RNA, 701 nt
Organism: Rubroshorea leprosula
Lineage: Eukaryota; Viridiplantae; Streptophyta; Magnoliopsida; Malvales; Dipterocarpaceae
Source: the annotation of a GenBank genome assembly